AUGGGUUUAACUUUUGUAGAUGAUACUGUGAUGAAUAUUAAUCUGAUUAAAGAAAGAUUGAAAGCUGCACAAGAUAGACAGCAAAAGUAUUACAAUCGGAAGCACAAAUUUGUUGAAUUUCAGAUUGGUGACUUUGUAUAUGUCAAAGUUAGUCCGAUGAAAGGUGUUAGCAGAUUUGGAAGAGUAAGCAAGCUCAAUCCAAGGUAUGUCGGACCUUUUGAGAUCAUCAAAAGGAUUGGUAUUUCUGCUUACAGGUUGUUAUUGCCUGAUCAGAUGUCUGAUAUACAUAACAUGUUUCACGUAUCCUCUUUAAGAAAGUGGAUAUCUGAUUCUGGACAGAAAAUUUCUGUUGAUGAUAUGGAGAUUCAGGAGAAUCUACAAUAUAAAGUAGAGCCUGAAAAGAUUUUGGUUUAUGAUAUAAGAAAGUUAAAAAGUAAACAGAUUCCGAUUGUUAAGGUUCAGUGGAAACAUAGAACAGCAAGAGAGGCUACUUGGGAGAAGGAGUCGGAUAUGAGACAGUUAUAUCCGAAUCUAUUCUGA
Molecule: messenger RNA, 540 nt
Organism: Dendrobium catenatum
Lineage: Eukaryota; Viridiplantae; Streptophyta; Magnoliopsida; Asparagales; Orchidaceae
Exons: 1
Coding region: 1-540 (179 amino acids)
Source: RefSeq, a predicted model, not a curated record